CGCGCAUGCGCGUGUACUGUCACUUUCGUUUUUAAACCGCGAAUGUGUUGCUGAUAGUGAAAAAUAAUAAAAAUUGUAAAUUAAAACUAAAUUGUAAAUAAAAAAUUAAAAAUGUUUGAUUCAUUAUUGCUUGUGGUAUUUUUGACGAGUUUCGUGGGAGCCGACAGUGGUAACAGUUUACCGGAAGAUUUUACAAGAUGUCGGCAGAAGGACUCCAAAUUGAACGAGUGCCUCAAAAUGGCCGUCCCUGACGCGCUCCGGAGGAUGAAAAAAGGAAUCCCAUCUCUAUCAGUGCCUCCGAUGGAGCCGCUGCACGUGAACAGCAUCAACGUGGACUCCGGCUCAGGACCUGUCGUCAUCACACAGAUGUACAAGAACAUCAAACUCCACGGUCUCACUAAUACUUUGCUGACUUUGUACAAGGCUGAUCUCAAAAACUACAGACUCAGGACCGAUUCUAUAACUCCUAAAAUGGAGUUUAUUGCCGACUACAUUAUGAGGGGCAGGAUCCUACUACUGCCUAUCCAAGGAAAAGGUGUUGCUAACAUCACUAUGGUGAACCUUGUGGUGAAACACGAUCUGAUUGGGGAGCCGGUGGUGAGAGACGGCGAGACCUACAUGCACAUCAAGGACUACAGGGUCAAGUUCAUCCCGCAGAAGGUCGUGCUUUACUUCUCCAACCUCUUCAACGGGGAUAAGGUCCUUGGUGAUAACAUGAACGAAUUCCUGAACUCCAAUUCCGACCUAGUCUUCAACGAACUGAAGGAAUCCUAUGAGAAGUCACUAAGCUCUGUGUUUCAGAAUGUCACUAACGAGAUAUUUGAUAGAGUGCCAAUGAACAAAAUAUUCCUCGAAGAUUAAUCUGUACCUACAUCAAAGUAGCAAGACUAAAGGGCUAACGUUUCUGCGCUCGCUAGAUGGCGUUAUAGUAGCAUUACGACCUAUUUAUCCAAUCACUAUACCUGUCCGAAAAUAUAUACAUUAUUUAUUGGAAAAACAGGACCUUACGCUACAUAAGCGCCAUCUGGUGAACACAAAAACUUUACCCCUCAUUGAUAGCUACAAUAAUUAGUUCGUAAAACAUUCCAUAAGCGAGGGACACAAAUAAUACACUACACUUAGGUAUUUGUGGUAUUUAUUGAAGCUGCUUUAAUUAGACUUCGUUAGUAUAAGUAGGUAUAUAAGUGUAAAAUAAUAUAAUUAUAAAUAAGUUACAAAUAAAUAAAUAAGUAAAAUUAAUUAUAAAAACUAUGUAUAAGUAAAAAUAAUUUUAUAA
Molecule: messenger RNA, 1276 nt
Organism: Spodoptera exigua (beet armyworm)
Lineage: Eukaryota; Metazoa; Arthropoda; Insecta; Lepidoptera; Noctuidae
Source: the annotation of a GenBank genome assembly